GAUUUCGUACCAAGUCCUCAUCACCAUAUAACCCACACACAACAUAGUCUGAAAAUACAGAAACAAGAAAGAGACGGGUGAGAAAGAAAAGAAGAGAUUCGAGUCCGUCAAUUUGAGAAAAACAGACAUUAUUAACUGGGAACGACUCACUCACUGCUCUGCAACCAGACACAAAGAAACGUUGAACAAAGUUGCAUUAAAUUGCUUGCUUACAUUUGUUGUUGAGUUGAGCUGGUUUCCCGUGGUUUGGUUUCUUCCCACACAGUUUCCCUUACAUUUUCAUUUUUUUCGGUCUAAUAAAUUACAAUAUUAAAACCACCACCUUCACCACCUAUUUCUCUCUCUCUCUCUCGAAUCCCAUUUCUUUAUCUCUCCCCAUCCAAUUGAUUUGGGUACUCGACAAGAGAAUACAAAUCUUGGAUUUCUUUAAUUGCCAAGAAUGGGGAAUAAAUUCAUCUGCAUGACUAAAAGAGUAAAAGGGCCUCCAGAAGGAGUUCAUUGGACGAAGAAUUGCUGCAUAGGCAAGCACUUGCUAUGGCAAUUCAGCAACAUCAGCUUUCUCAAAGAUUUGAUAAUGGCUCUAUGUCCAGGCGCAUCGGAUCCACUAGCUCUCGCCGCCGUCCCACUAAUUUAUCCGACCCUUUCCCUAAUACUAACAACAAACAGUUAUCCCCAGAAUCUUUGGAGAAUAUCAAGACAAAGAAAGUUGUUUUGGUACAUGGUGAAGGAUUCGGAGCUUGGUGUUGGUAUAAAAACAUUGCUCUACUUGAGGAAUCUGGACUAGUUCCAGUUGCCGUGGAUCUAACAGGGUCCGGUAUCGAUCUAACGGAUAUAAACAAUGUAGCCACUCUGACAGAGUACUCAAAGCCAUUGAUUGAUUUUCUAGAGAAAUUAGCAGAGGAUGAAAAGGUAAUAUUGGUGGGUCAUAGCAGUGGUGGUGCUUGCAUUUCUUAUGCUUUAGAGCAUUUUGCUGAGAAGAUAUCCAAAGCAGUGUACGUGUGUGCUACAAUGAUAUCUGAUGGGCAGAGAGCUUUUGAUGUGUUUGCUGAAGAGCUUGGUUGCGCACAACUUUUUUCAUCCGACUCCAAGUCUCUAAUUUAUGGCAAUGGCAAAGACAAGCCUCCAACGGGAUAUGUGUUUGAGAAGCAGCAGAUGCAUGGGUUAUAUUUUAAUCAAACACCUGCAAAGGAUGUUGCUCUAGCAAUGGUUUCCAUGAGAGGCAUCCCUCUUGGUCCUAUGAUGGAGAAAUUGUCAUUAUCAGCAGAGAAAUACGGGAAUGGGCGUCGGUUCUACAUCCAAACGCUGGAUGAUCAUGCGCUUUCACCAGAUGUGCAAGAAAAGCUUGUGAGGGAAAAUCCACCUCAAGGAGUGUUCAAGAUCAAAGGCAGUGACCAUUGCCCUUUCUUCUCAAAGCCUCACUCAUUGCAUAAAAUUUUGAUUGAAAUUGCACAAAUUCCAUAGUGCGUCAACUACUUUGAUUCUUGGCAUACCUUGUGUAAUUAUAGUAUAAGCUGACUUGUUUUAUACAUACACAAAGGCAUCAUUAUUUGUUUUGGUUUUAGUUUUAUACAUACAUGCAAAUGCUUGCUCUCUAA
Sesamum indicum (sesame) is the source of this 1595-nucleotide messenger RNA. NCBI's taxonomy places the organism in Eukaryota, Viridiplantae, Streptophyta, Magnoliopsida, Lamiales, Pedaliaceae. The record is from RefSeq and is a predicted model, not a curated record.